Pollicipes pollicipes is the source of this 1827-nucleotide messenger RNA. RefSeq lists its product as uncharacterized. The record is from RefSeq and is a predicted model, not a curated record. The transcript is spliced from 5 exons. Bases 315 to 1115 code for a protein of 266 amino acids. NCBI's taxonomy places the organism in Eukaryota, Metazoa, Arthropoda, Thecostraca, Pollicipedomorpha, Pollicipedidae.
CGGUCGUCGGGGAGACGGCCGGUGACGCGCGGCGGCGCUGGCCGCGGUGGAAGCGACGCCGCCGGACGGUUCGGGCUCGCGCUGCAGCCGCCGGCGACCGCGGAGGACGCCGACCUGAGGGAGCACACCUGCAGAAAGCCCCCGGCAAGCCGCGGGUAUCGGCCACAGCGUCGGGCGGCAACCUGAGGAAGCACGCCAACGCCUGCAGGAAGCCCUCAGCAAGCCGCCGGUAUCGGCCACAACGUCGGGGGGCGACUAGGGGUGCGGCGUCGGCCAUGCCCCGGCCCGGCCAUGAGUGAGCCGGGCGCCGAGAGAUGGGCUGCGGACUGAGCAAGUCCUCCGACUCCGACAGCCCCCAGCAGAAGCGCCGGAAGGGAUCGAAGCGGCGCAACAGUGUUUCCGCGUCGGAUGGCUCGUCGGAGGAGUCGGCUGGAGCAGAAGUCUCGGCCGACAGCAAGAAGUCCAAGCUGCGCAUCUCGGUCACCGCCACACCGGUACUGAACCAGACGAAAGUACUUUCGGCUAGCCAAUUGGAGUUUUUCCGACAGCUGGACCAAAAAAUCGAACAGGGCAGGGACCUGGACCUGGCGCAGGCGGAGCGCGAGACGCGCGCGCGCAUGGAGCUGCUGCUGCGCCACUGGGACGAAGUGGUGCACUCACGGCCGGGCACCACGCGGCCGCGGCCCAACUCGCUGGCGUCCACCUUUUCGGGCGCGCUGCUGGCGAACGGCGCCGCGCCGCGCGGCGCGCCGCUGCCGCCGCCGGCUGAGGGCACGGAGGAUGGCCGCGACGCGCCGCGGCUCGAGCGCAAUGUGCGUAGCAGCCGCCGCUCGAUGCGCAGCGCGCGCGCCGACUCGACGGAGCAGGAGCCGGCAGCCGCCGGCGAGCGUCCCCUCGACGACAGCCAGCUGGUGACCAAGCUCAUCCAGCUGGGCGACGCGUACGUGCACGACCUGGACGCCGAUGAUCCGGACAGCUUUGUGCGGCUCGGCCGGCGCUCCAGCACGUACGAGGAGCCGGCCAUUCUGGAGGAGUCGGAGGCGGCGCACGCGCGCGGUCAGUACGGACGUUCGAGUCUGGCACUGCGGACGAUGCUGGAUGAUGCGGUGCGCUGACCGGGGCUGCGCUGAGGGGGGCCGCUGGCGCCUCCCUCGGCUGCGACGGGUCAGAUCGCGUGCCCGCGGCGGCAGCCCCGGCGGACGCCAGGCGUCCACGCGGCCGGCGCGCGCCGGACAGUGUCAUCGGUGGUAGCGUCAUCUAUAGAUGGCAGCAGAGGUCGCGCGCGGCGGACCCCGAGCCUCCGCGGGGGCGGCGCGCGGAGCAGUGACCACCCACUGACGUUAAGCUGCUGAGGAGUGGCUGCAACUUUCGUGCGACCGCCGAGGCUGACGUGGAAUCCCCUCUCUGUGUGAAGUGGAUUGGUCGGCCUGGCGGCGGCCUGUGAUUCAGCCGGCGGGCGUUCGUCUCGGGGUCGGCCCGAUGCUCGCCACCCGUCAACGUGCGUGUUGUAGAGAGUCGUGCAAUCGUGUGUCUAAAACAAAUCCUUAUUCUGUGUAAGGUGUCUUGGACGUGGUUUGGAUGCCAUCGUUGUCUUGUUCUUUCGACUGGUGGACUCACAGUCCGAAUGGCGCGGGUCGCAUGUGAACCUCGUGUGGUUAUAGGAUGUUUGAGCGAGGUUUAUGCAGUCUUGCCUCCGCUCCACUUUUAGGUUGAUUCAUGAGUGGAUUGCCGUGAUCGAUGGUGAAUGUAUAGUACUCCAUCUUCAUGCAGUUCUCCAUCACGCAGUGGAAUCCGAUCCAGGCGCCCGGAAUACAUGUGAUGUUGCGA